GCUGAAGACGCUCUUAGCAACACGCUCAGAAACCAUACAUCUAUGCGCUCACCGAUACAAAACACCCAAACCUUUCGAGGACACGAAUUUUGAGAAAGCUUGUUUCAUAUGUUGCCGGCGUUCUGGAGGAUUAUUAUUUAAAACGGUGGCCAAAACAAUUUGGCUCCUACUCGCCGGACAAGAGGAAACGCUAGCUUGAGCUUUAGCUUCCUGUUGGACAGUGAGCUCGGGCUGGGAUGCCUCGUCUGUUCAAACGAACAAUACGAUUUUCGAGAGAGGGUAAGAGCGGAGAUGGUCGACAUCGGUUUAGUGUUUGGACUCGGUGUGAUUCUGGUUUAAAGAGACAGUUUGUGCUUUGCUGCGCGCUGACGGAAACGCUUUUGUGUCCCCUGCAACUUUGAGUCUCCAGCGAGUGUUCCGGCAACAUCAUCUUCAUCAACGAGGUCGUUUCUAACCGCCCAUUGUUUUAGUUUUAUUUGUAAAGGGCUGUGUGUUAAUUUAGCUAGUGAUUAUCUCAGUAUCUCCUUGGUUGGCUCCUCUUAUUUACUUUCAAUUUGCUGAAAAUAUAGAUGUCACCAUUACUUCUCCUGUCUUGCAAUACGGGUGGUCAAACUGAUAAGCCCAGUAAAAACAACUUGAAGGGGAUCAUGCUUGAACACUGCAGCACUGUGAAGUUCUAGUCUUUAGACAUUUGAGAGGCUUCCCCUCGGAUAUGAGACUGUAUUGAUAUUCUAGUUUGCUUUCUAAGGACACCCCCCGACCAGCCAUGAAUUAUAGUUUUGGAUGGAUCUCGCCUUGGUGAAAAUAUUUUUCAGAGGAAAAAGCAAUAUUUGAUGUUGACUGCUUGCAAUCAUGAUGAUAUUGAGCAGAAAACCAGAUGGCCCCAUAACUGCAGCUCGCCACGGGGAUGGUUUGUAUGACUCUUACAUGCGGACCGAACACACUGUGAACCAGGAUGCUGAUGUGAAUGGACAGAGUCCCUCUGGGCUGCCCCCUCUCCCCAAACACACUGGUGUCAACAAGCCUACAAUGAAAGAUCACCAAGCAGUCCGAGGAGGACAGAUGAAGGUGAAGUAUGUUUACGAAGACACCUACAACCGCAAAGUCAACGUUGUGAGCCAGCACAAUGGCACAAUUCAAGUACCAGCAAAACCCCAAUCUGCGAUCUCCAAAGAGAGAAGUGUGGACAGUAACAGUUCUGUUAAGUCUUUAGAGAGCUCAACGAAAGUCACAAAGCUUGCCACCCCAAUGACUCCAGAGCAAGCUCUCAAGCAACACAGGCAGCAACUGACCACCUUGGAGCAGCAGGAGAUCCACAAUUAUUCUGAGAUCUACUUCCUGGGACCAAAUGCCAAGAAGAAGCAGGCAGUGGCAGGGGGCACCAACAACUGUGGAUAUGAUGACGACCAGGGUGGUUACAUUCACGUACCACAUGAUCAUCUUGCCUAUCGUUAUGAGUUCCUCAAGGUAAUCGGCAAAGGUAGUUUUGGACAGGUGGCAAAGGUUUAUGACCAUAAGUUACAGCAGCAUCUUGCCUUAAAGAUGGUGCGCAAUGAGAAGCGAUUUCACCGGCAAGCUGCGGAGGAGAUCAAAAUUCUGGAGCACCUAAAGAAGCAAGAUAAGACUGGCAAUAUGAAUGCAGUCCACAUGUUGGAGAAUUUCACCUUUCGCAACCACAUAUGCAUGACUUUUGAGCUGCUGAGCAUGAACCUGUAUGAGCUCAUUAAACGCAACAAGUUCCAGGGUUUCAGUCUGCCGCUGGUACGCAAGUUUGCACACUCUAUUCUCCAAUGCCUGGAGGCUCUCCAUUGCCAUAAGAUCAUCCACUGUGACCUAAAACCAGAGAACAUCUUACUGAAGCAGCAAGGCAGGAGUGGCAUCAAGGUCAUUGACUUUGGCUCCAGUUGUUUUGAUCACCAGCGGGUCUACACUUAUAUCCAGUCACGUUUCUACAGGGCGCCGGAAGUCAUCUUGGGUUCUCGAUAUGGUAUGCCUAUAGACAUGUGGAGCUUUGGCUGCAUUCUGGCAGAGUUGCUUACAGGAUACCCUCUGUUUCCUGGAGAAGAUGAAGGUGACCAGCUUGCCUGCAUGAUGGAGUUAGUUGGUGUGCCCUCUCAGAAACUACUGGAGCAAGCCAAGCGUGCCAAGAACUUUUUCAGCUCCAAAGGCCACCCACGCUACUGCACAGUGAGCACGCUUAGCAAUGGCACCGUAGUAAUCAAUGGGAGUCGUUCUCGCCGAGGAAAAAUGCGAGGUCCCCCAAGCAGCAAGGUGUGGGUGACAGCCCUAAAGGGCUGUGAUGACCCCACAUUCAUUGACUUUCUGAAGAAAUGUCUGGAUUGGGACCCUAGUACUCGAAUGGCACCUGUUCAGGCUUUGAGGCACCCCUGGCUCUACAAGAGACUGCCCAAGCCUGCACCUUGUGGAGAGAAGUCCAUGGUGCCCAAACGGAUCCCAGAGCACAGCACCUCUUUUCCCACCAUCAUAUCCAAGGUACCCCCUGUCAUGGGCCCAACCAACAACAAAAUCCGGACCACCUUGAUGGGGGACACCAGUGGAAGUAUACCCUUGCGCACAGUGCUGCCAAAGCUCGUUUCAUAGGGAUUCCUGUUUUUCAGGGAUUAAAGACAUAUUUGUAGCAGUUUUAGAAGUGGAUUUUUCUUUGUUAUUGGUUUUAUUUCUCUGAAUGUCAAAACUCUAUGUUUUGACUUCAAAUUUGACUGAAGUGUAACAAGCAAAAAAAAAAAAAAGCUAACUAUACUGCGUUUUAAUCAAAUGGCAUUUGGAAAGGUGUGUGAAAUUGAAAGUUGAUAUCAGGGCUGUUUUUUUUUAUAUCUUGGUCUGGAAUGGAAUGCUGAUGAUUGAGUGGGGGUGAAAUUUUAAUGCUGACUGCUCAUAGUUCUGUCCUUUCUGUGGUUUACACUGUUCUGCUCAGACAAACGUAAAACAUUUUGCAUCUUUGAGGGCUGUUUUUAGGUGUACGUGAUUCUUUUCAUUUUUAAGGGCUUUGAGUGAAAUUUUUAUUGAAUUUUCAGCAUUUAAAAAAACCAUGAUUUUUGAUAAUUAUCUUCAUAGUGCUAAGUCAGAAGAGCACAUUGCUAGUUUUAUUCUGUUUUAAGAGUAUACUUCCCUUAAACUUGCCCAGUUGCUCCAUUUCCCCCACACCAGUGUGUCAUGGAGAGGAUAAGGCUUCACCUAUCUCAGUCCACAACACUGUUUUGAGAAGCUGUUAUAUUAGAUAUAGCCCAAAGUAUACUUUGGUCAGACGCGAAUGGUAGGCGGACAGUAUGCGUGAAGCAAAUUUCAUCAUCAUCAAAGUGCUCGAGCACUGAACUCAUGGAGCCCAAUUUUUCUAACCACUCGUACUCAGAACGCGCAGUAUGCACGUGCUCCUGGAAUUAUUUGCUCUAAUUUCUGGGUUCACAAGGUGGCAACAUUUACAGUUGAGCCAUCGCUGUCACUAAGAAAUGCUAGAUGAUAUAAUCGUCACUGAACAACAGGAGAUGAAUGUGGAAAUGUGAGGAGGUCAGGAGAUGCCUACAUUUGUAUAACUCAAGUCUGAAGGAAUAUAAAUACAUUUUUGGUUCUAAACUAUUGAAGAUAAAUAGUCCAGUCUUUCAGAGCAGUCGUAGUGCACAUGUGCCAACCACCUGUGUAUGCGCACACAGUCAAAUGGAGUACUUUGAAAGGCUAGCUUUCGACUGUACAAGGACGCUUGGCGUUUGCAUCAAAACUAAAGUAUACUUUAUGCUUAAGUCACCCUAGAAAGUUAGACUUGUUUGAUAAUGACAGAGUAACAGUGUCUAUAUGUAAUUUAGGGACACAAAGUUAUCUUAAUGCCAUGCCCAUUUCUUUGAGGUAUUGGGAAAGAUGGCCGCUAUUUCACAGACUUACACAUGCAACAAGCAUGUCGGUGGUACUUUGAAAGAUAUUGGUAGGGUUUUACUUGAAGGCAUUAGGCAAGUUCACAUGUUUGCCUGUACAAGGAAAUACGUGUUUCCAAAAGCAGAUGGUGGGGUAAGGGAAUUGCAAGUUGGCAAUGUUUAAAAUUUUAAAAUAUUUUCAGUGUGCUCUUUGCCCUGAGCAAUGAUAGAUGCCAAACAACCAGCGUGAAGCUGUGACAAUAGCAAAGUUCAUAAACAUGUUCACUGUACUGGAUAAAGACAGAAGCCUGCCAUAUAUUAGAUGAUCACACUGCCCUUGGGGAUUUUUUUUCGGUCCUCUUAACCACCACCUUGUCCACAAUUUUGAUACUAUAGAAUUUCACAUUUUUAUUCUUUUUAGCCUGUGGUGACUACAGCAACCACUAUAUACACUGUUAGGGUGGGAUUAUAUUACAUUAUGUGCACAUGGGCAAUUCCUCUCCCCCCAACGCUCAACAUCAGGAUAUAGAGACUGCUGACUGACUCCAGUUGAGAGUGUAGUGGUAUUGUGUAGUCUGAAAUAUCUCUACAUUGUGACCUAAAUCCUCUCCCUUUCACUCUUCCUCAAUACUUGAGGUUUACAUGACAGAAUCCUGUUCUUAAUACAGUCAAGCACACAGCACAUUCACCCACCUUGUUUGCGAUCAUUCAUAAUGGCUCUUGUCAGUGUCUGCAGUUUGAGUAUUUCUUAUUAAAGUGUCUCUGGCAGACUGUUUUGUUUUCCAUCUUUCCAACUUAUAUCUGUUAGGACAAAAGGUAUUUGCAUCUUUGGGAGAGUUUUUAUUUUUUAAUUGAUAUAAUGUAAGCAUGUUGACACUGCCUCACUUUUUCUAGCUGUGAAUUGAACACUGAAUGCUUAGAAACUAAUUGUUGCAAGGUAAGACACUAAUAUGCUAAAGGGCUGUGAAACUGAAAGGUGCUUAACCCAAUGGCACUGACAGGUGGAUACAAAGCAUCUGUGCACUACCUGGACCUAGGUUAGAAAUGAGGAUACCAGAUAAGUGACUGCAAAUGUCCCCUUAAUUUAAAAAAAAAAAGAAGAAACAACCUAGGUCUUUGUCUUUUCUCUUUUCCAUUGAUACAAAACUAUCUGUCUUUCUCAGGUCUUAAAGAACAUUUGCAUACGAUUUGCGUAUGAUUCCACAUAUCCAGCAGGUGCAAGGACAAUUAAAGGAACAUUCUGGGUUCAAUACAAGUUAAGCUCAAUCGAUGGCAUUUGUGGCUAAAUACAUUUUUGACACUUAAAAUGGAAUUUGGAGCCCAAUCCCUAAAUGUUAAAAUAUGCAUUGUUUAAAAAGUUGCCACGAGAUGUGAAUAUGCAUGUUAACAUAAUUUUAGUGCGACAAAUAGCUUGCUAACCUUUAUUAUGUUAAGUUGUAUCAACUUUUACGACUUCGUUGACAUAGCGACAUAAUGAUAAAACCCUAAAACAAUUGUAUUUGAGCAACUUUUCAGCUCAAAUAAUAGGCCUGCUUUUAUGAAAUUAUAAGCAUCACAUUUCUGCCUAUAAACCCUUCAAAAAUUGGCCCCAUUAACUUUUUUUUUUAAGGAGGGCUAAAUCUAAAUUAUUAUUUGUUGUAAUCAACAUUAUGCCACAAAUGCUUUCGAUAGAUCUUAACUUGUACAGAAGCCGGAACAUUCCUUUAACUUGUAUUGAAGCCGGAAUAUUCCUUAAGCACUCAAAAUAAGCUAGGUGUCAGGAGACCUAGUGUAUUUAUAGCUUUAAAGACAUUGGUGCUUACAGUUUUUAUCCAAUCAUAAUCAGUUUUGGGUUCAUAUGUCGUCAUCUUCAAAUUUUUGGAGGUUCAGUGUCCUCUUGGAAUACAAAAAUUGCAGUUAAUGAGAAGUAUCCAGGCAAAAGUGGUUUAAAAGUUGUUUUUGGUGUUGUAUGUCUACCUCUUUCUACAAUAACUCUUGCUUGUAAAAUCCUUCCUCUCAAUCCAUCGUCUAUGCUCUACAAAGAUCUCCAUAAAUAACUUUCUCGCUCACUCCGCUUUGUGCAUCACUUCAGUGUCCCUGCCUGUUUGCAUUACCAUUAAUUUUUUACCAAAGCACCCAUUCACAUUGUUGUCUCUCUUUGCUUCGUCUCUGUGCAUGGACCCCUCAUUUGGGGGAAUCUACAUCUGUGCCUUUAACUGAACACACUUGACUAAAUCAUCAAGGCUCAGCACGGGAUGACUGUUUCUCUUCCAGCUUAUUGAUCAGGUUUUUGUACUACUUUUAGUUCACCCUUUUAUAGAGUUUGUACUGUUAUUCAUAUUUUAAAGAGAAAUAAGAGGUAACGCUGUAAUUUUCCUUUAAUGAUGUUUGUUGACUAAGGGGUUCAGAGCAUGAUAAUUAAAGAACGCAUGAAAAUAAGUGACCAGUGAAAAGGAAUAAAUGAGUAACAUGAUGAGAUGUAACCAAAUGAGCUUGUAUUUGUUUCUUAAAAAAAAUAAAAUCUAAUACAGUACCAGUUUUUUGGUUUGAAAUGUUUGUUCAGUUUUCUGUGCAGGCAUAAUGUUGAUUAGCACAAAAAGUCAUUUAGAUUUGUACCUCCUUUUCUUAAAAAGUAAGGUUUAUAGCAAGGCAAUUGCAAUGGAAGUGAACGGGCCAAUUUUUGGAAGGUUUAAAGGCAGAAAUGUGAAGCUUAGCUUUAAAAAAACAAACACUUUUAAUUCAUUCUUCUGUUAAAAGUUGUCUAUUAUUUGAGCUGUAAAGAUCAUUGGGUUUAUGGUGUUAUGUCCUCAUGGCAACAAAUUUGUACAAUUGGAAAUAUCUUGUCUCAGAAAAUGUUAGUAAAUGAUUAUAUCACACUAUAAUCCUGUUAACAUGAAUAUUGUUUACGUUUUGUGGCUAUACUUUUGAAACCGCAUUUUAAUGUUUACGGAUUGGUCCCAUUCACUUCCAUUAUAAGUGCCUCAUUAGAGAAAAGUUGGGACAAACCUUAAUACAUUUUUGUGGUAAUCAACAUUGUGUCGCAAAUGCUGUAGAUUGAAUUUAAUUUGUUUGAACCCGGAAUAUUCCUUUAAACACUGAUGUAUUGCACCGGUUCAGAUUGAAAUG
Xyrauchen texanus (razorback sucker) is the source of this 6968-nucleotide messenger RNA. RefSeq names its product dual specificity tyrosine-phosphorylation-regulated kinase 2-like. Gene Ontology annotation, biological process: peptidyl-serine phosphorylation; cytoplasmic stress granule disassembly; positive regulation of cell cycle G2/M phase transition. Gene Ontology annotation, cellular component: nucleus. Bases 853 to 2601 code for a protein of 582 amino acids. Gene Ontology annotation, molecular function: protein serine/threonine/tyrosine kinase activity; protein serine/threonine kinase activity; ATP binding. Lineage: Eukaryota; Metazoa; Chordata; Actinopteri; Cypriniformes; Catostomidae. The transcript is spliced from 3 exons. The record is from RefSeq and is a predicted model, not a curated record.